Molecule: messenger RNA, 810 nt
Organism: Quercus lobata
Lineage: Eukaryota; Viridiplantae; Streptophyta; Magnoliopsida; Fagales; Fagaceae
Exons: 1
Coding region: 1-810 (269 amino acids)
Source: RefSeq, a predicted model, not a curated record
AUGGAAGACAAGAUGAAGGAAAUUCUAAAUUUUCUAGGGGUCCCAGAAAUCAAGGAGUAUGAAAAAUACCUUGGGUUGCCAGCUAUUAUGGGAAAAAUUAAAAAGGAGAGCCUCAAUUUUAUUAAGGAAAGGGUGUGGGCUAAGCUCCAAGGUUGGAAAGAAAAAAUUCUAUCUCAAUCAGGGAAAGAGAUUUUGCUUAAGGCGGUGGUACAAGCAAUCCCUACAUUUGCAAUGAGUUGUUUCAAAUUGCCGGUGGGUUUGUGCAAGGAAAUAGAGAUGCAAAUCAGAAAAUUUUGGUGGGGUGAAUGUGGUGGUCAAAGUAAAAUCCAUUGGAAGAGUUGGGAAGUUUUAUGCCAACUGAAAUUAGAGGGAGGAAUGGGGUUCAAAUAUUUGGUGAGAUUUAAUGAGGCUAUGCUUGCUAAACAAGUGUGGAAGCUACAAACAGAGCAAACUUCCCUACUGUAUAAAGUAUACAACACAAAAUAUUUCCCCACAAGUUCGAUGUUUGAAGCAAAAAGUAAGAAGGGAUCAUUCGCUUGGCAGAGCAUCCUUAAAGCAAGGCAUGUUAUCGAGAAAGGGAUGUUGUGGAGAGUGAGUGAUGGGUCUAAGAUUUGGGUGUUCCAUGACAAUUGGAUUCCUGAGUGUUUUCCAACAAAGGCACCACACACUCAAGACAUUGAAGAUGACUUAAAUGUUUGUUCACUCAUUGAUCAGACAACAAAUGAAUGGAAUGAGCAAAUGAUUGACCAAAAGAUUGCUCCAUUUAUGGCUCACAGAAUCAAGGCCAUUCCUUUAUGCAGAACGGCGUAG